This is a messenger RNA of Macrosteles quadrilineatus (aster leafhopper), 5170 nucleotides long. RefSeq names its product very low-density lipoprotein receptor-like. The record is from RefSeq and is a predicted model, not a curated record. Gene Ontology annotation, molecular function: calcium ion binding; protein binding. NCBI's taxonomy places the organism in Eukaryota, Metazoa, Arthropoda, Insecta, Hemiptera, Cicadellidae. The transcript has 18 exons. Bases 52 to 2658 code for a protein of 868 amino acids.
UUAGCCCCAAGAAACUUACUAGUGGACGCAGGGAAUUUUGUUUUAGACAAAAUGACGCCUGAUAUGAUCCAGGACUGUUCCCUGCGCCAGUUUAAGUGUAACAACACUAAGUGCGUGCAAUUAACAUGGAUGUGUGAUGGAGAAGACGAUUGCGGAGAUAACUCGGAUGAAGAUCACAUGGAAUGCAAAGAAAAUCGAUCAUGUUCAUCCACGGAGUUCAAGUGCAAAAACAACAGAUGUAUUCCACUUCACUGGCAAUGUGACAACGAGAACGAUUGUAGAGACGGCAGCGAUGAAGAUCCUCAUACUUGUCAACACCGUGUAUGUGGGCCAGAGGAGUUCACAUGUCGGGAUUCUAUAGGAGAAUGUGUUCCCCUGACUUGGAUGUGCGAUGAUAAUGCUGACUGUGCAGACGGUUCCGAUGAAAAAGCGUGCAACGAGACAUGUCGCACGGACGAGUUUACGUGUGCAAACGGCAAGUGUGUGCAGCAGAGAUGGGUGUGCGAUCACGACGAUGAUUGUGGUGAUCGCUCGGACGAGCUUAAUUGUCCCCCCAAGACCUGCUCGCCAGACACGGAGUUCGCCUGCGCUCUCGGCAACAACAGCUACUGUAUCAACGCGAGGUGGCGCUGCGACGGGGACUACGACUGCCCAGACGAAUCUGAUGAAAAGAACUGCACAGAAAAGCCACACCGCACAUCAGUGUGUCUAUCUCGCGAGUUCGCCUGUCCGGACCGUCUGACGUGUAUACAUCAAGCUUGGGUGUGCGACGGAGACUACGACUGUCCGGACGGCGCGGACGAGUCUCCGGACGUGUGCAAGAACGUCACUUGCCGUCCGGACCAGUUCCAGUGUCAUAACAAGGGGUGCAUCCCUGGACAUCUGCAUUGCAACGGUCUGGCUGAGUGUUCUGAUGGAAGUGAUGAGGAGGACUGCAAGAGGGCGUUCCACUGUGAGGAGAACCAGUUCGACUGUGGCGGUGGCACCUGUAUCUCACUCAGCUUCGUGUGUAACGGCAAGGCCGACUGUCCUGAAGGCGAAGACGAACCUGAGGGCAAAUGUGACGUCAACGAGUGCCUGGUCCACAACGGCAACUGCUCCCACAUCUGUGUCGAUACGCUGGUCAGCUUCCAUUGUGACUGCAGACCGGGGUACAAGCUGGUGGACGACGGGCGGAGUUGUGAAGAUAUUGAUGAAUGUGAGAAUCCUGGCGCGUGCUCUCAAAUCUGCUACAACGAGAAAGGCACAUUCAAAUGUGAAUGUGAAGACGGAUAUCUUCGGGAUCCUCAUGACAGGACGAGGUGUAAGGCAACUGAAGGUCACGCAUCUUUAUUGUUUGCAAGACGUCAUGAUAUCCGUAAAAUCUCUUUGGACCACCACGAGAUGACUGCUAUUGUAAACGACACCAAGUCCGCGACCGCUUUGGACUUUGUUUUCCGAACUGGAAUGAUUUUCUGGACCGAUGUGGCUGAUCAGAAAAUAUUCAAAGCUCCAAUAGACGAAGGUAGUGACAGAACCGUUGUGAUUCGUGGAGAGAUGACAACAGCUGACGGGCUAGCUGUGGACUGGAUCUACAACCAUAUCUACUGGACAGACUCCGGUAAAAACACCAUAGAGCUGGCCAACUUUGAGGGAAGCAUGAGGAGAGUUCUCAUCACAGACCGACUGGAGGAGCCUCGAGCAAUCGCCGUCAACCCGUUAGAGGGCUGGAUGUUCUGGACCGACUGGGGUAAGGAAGCUAAGAUAGAGCGCGCUGGCUUAGACGGCUCUCACAGACAAACUAUUGUCUCUUAUGACAUCAAGUGGCCCAAUGGACUCACCUUGGACCUGGUAAGACGCAGGGUGUAUUGGGUGGACGCUAAGUUGAACAUGAUCUCGUCCUGUGACUACGACGGCGCAGCUCGCAGACAAGUUCUGAGAUCUCCUGAGUUCCUUCAUCAUCCAUUCUCCAUCAGCGUGUUCGAAGACCAUGUCUAUUGGACAGACUGGGACAAACAAGCCAUCUUUCGCGCCAACAAGUUCAAUGGCAGCAGGGUUAACGCAAUAACUGCGUUACACAUGCUCCAGCAUCCCAUGGUCCUGCACGUGUACCACCCCUACAGGCAACCUGACGGUGUUAACUACUGUGCUGCUGUCAACGGCCAUUGUUCUCAUUUGUGUCUGCCAGCGCCGCAAAUCAACAAUAGAUCACCUAAGAUAUCCUGCGCGUGUCCUGACGGCCUAGUACUCAUGGCAGACGGUCUUAUGUGCACUGAGGAUCUUCCUACCACCAUCAUCCCAGAACCGACACCUCCGAUGAAUGUUACAUUAGUUCCAAGUACCAAAGAGAUUGAGAAUGAGACGCCCAAAGAUUUGCCAAUUCCAGAGGAGCCAGAUGAUGGCAUGAUCGCAAUGGUCGUCAUCGCUGUUGUCACGGUGGUGCUGAUAUUUGUGUCACUGAUCGCCCUUGCAGUGUACCGGCAUUACCUGCAUCGCAAUGUAACCAGUAUGAACUUCGACAACCCUGUAUACAGAAAGACUACAGAGGAUCAAUUCUCUUUAGAGAAGAAUCAGUAUCAGCCCACCCGCAUCUACCCGUCCACGGUUGGAGAAGAGGCUCUUAAUGAUUUUUUGGCGCAGGAGCCGUUGACGAGUCCGGGCACCAACGACUACGUAUAAUCUGCAACAGAGCAGCCCAAAGAGCACCAGUGAACAAGUGACUAAAUCUACCACAGCCAAUUCAUUGAUGAUUGUGCCAAGAAAUAACUCUUCCAAGUAUAUUUUUUUAAAGGAAAUCCACGUUUCCAACAUGUUUUUAUAUGUGUUUACGAAUAAUUUAAACUAAAUUACUAUAGUGCACCAUGAAAAUGGAAUUUUAGGUCCUUACUAGUUCAUACUUGAGUUUGAAGAUUAUAUUUUAGUUGGUAAAUUUCCCUGUAAAUUCUCAAAUUAAUGUAAUUUUGUAUAGAUGUAUAAAUUGUCUAAGCAUAAAUUGUAUGCAUAAAACCUAAAAUUAUAUGUUUCAAUAUUUUGGUAAAUGCACAAUAUUCAGACUAAGAUAGGCGAAUGGCACAUUAGAUAAGUUUAGUUUAUUAUAUCCCUUAUAAUAGUUUUGUUCCUAGUUGAAUCAUUUUUAUAAUUAAAUACUUUCACUUGUAGUUUUAAUAAGACCUUCAUAUAGUUUUACUACUGAAGUUUCUUGACAUUUUUGUAAAUCGCUUUGUACAAUAACUGUCAUGUUCAUACACGAAAGAUUUUUUUAACUAUCAAAAGUCAUAUUAGAAUUAGAAUUUUAGAACUAUACCCUUUAACUUUAGCUUGAACAUUCCCUACAGAUCAUACUGUAGAAACAAAUUCUUCCAGAAAUUUGUUUCUUUCUACGCCUGUAAAUUUUGUGCCAACUAACGAUAAAGUUUUCAUGAAAUAUAAUAAAUAAUUGUAUAACUUCACUUAUUCCAAUUGUACGUUCCACUGUUGUUUUUGUUUAUUGUUAUUUGAUUUUUCAUAGUUACCUGUGAUUUAUUUUAUAGGGUUAUGGUAGUUUAAGCGAAGAGAUUUUCUAUUUUGUAAUUUAAUAUGUGAUUAAAUAGCUGUUUAUGAUUAGUUGAUAUAGAAUCCUAUGUAGGUUAAAAUCGUUAUAAAUUGGGUAAAUACAACUUUGUUAAGAAUAUUUUUAAGCCUAAAUUGUGUAUUUGUUUUAGUAUGAACAAGAAAUAUUCAAAUUAUUAUUUCAAACUUAGUCAACCUCCAGCCUACCUAAUUUUAUAAAAUUAUUAGACGUAAGUUUAACGUUAACCUUAUUUUCGUUAAAUACCUUCCAAAGAGUUAUUUGUAGCUUUAAUCGUGCCAUAUUUUAAGACUAAUUAAAGUUUGUCAAUGCUGUGUUGUGUAAAUAUAAUAUGAAUUAAAUAAGUAUAAAUAUGUUGGUAAGUCGUAAUGAAAUGCCACCAACGACUGGUACUAGUUGCAUUGGUAACUGAGAAAUUAAUUGAAUCAGUUACUAAAAUCGUAAAAUGUUUUAUGAAGUUUUCCAAGUAUGUUUAGUGUUGAUAUGUAUUUCAAUCAACGUCCAGGCGAAAAUAAACUCCUGACAUAUUAAAUCAAAACACAAAGAUUAGAUACAAGUUAUCAAUAGUAUACAUUUAAGCUGCUUAACAUUCCUGAUCAUAUUCUUCAAAAGGGAUGGAAAAUCCCUUGGCCUAAUUUUAAAGAGUAAUGUAUAAGCAAAAAAAAAUAUAGACAUCAUUUCUUAACGAGCUUUUUUAUGUUGACUUAAACAACUUAUCAAUGAAAAAGUAUUAACACAUUGCUAAUAUUAUAGCUGAGAUUGAAACAGUUAUUGUUCUAUGCAGAUAAAUUUAUAUGAUUGACUUAUCCGGUUGUAAGACUUACUUUUUCAAACAUAGAUUUUAAUUAGGCCUAUAAUGUAAUGGUGUUAAACAGUAAACUAUUAUUUUAUGGCCAUAUAUUCUUCUCUCGACAUGAUUGUUUACACCAUUAUAAAUUUAAAAUCUUGUUAUGAAUAAAGCUAAAUUUUGUGCUAUUUAUUUAUGUUCUGCAAAACAGUUUAAAGUAAAUAGUUAUAAAAACAAACUAAUAAAAACCGUCCGAAAACUGUUUUAAAAGUAAAUAAUUAUUCGUUCAUUAAAAAUCCCAUGACAGUAUAGUUAUGAUUCGAAUAUUUUGGCACACAAUUUACAGCAAUUUUGUACUCACAAUUCAGUUUGUAAUAUACUCAAAGUCAAAAAAAUACAACGGUUCCAUAGAAUAAAAAACAUAGUUAAGUUACUAAACUUUAUUAAUUUAUAAUGGAGUGUAUAUUUUUAAGUUACACUUUAUAUAUGCUUUUUUAUUAUACUAGGUUUGAGUCUUUUAAAAACUACAAACUACCUAGUUAUUUAAAAGUUUAAAAAGAGUCUUGAAUGAGUGAGUGAUUCAUUCAAUAUUACGAGUUUAUAAUAUUUUAAGAAAGGUCCCGUUGAAUGAAUUAUACGUCCUAUUUACCUUAAAAUAAAUCAUCUUCUAAUUUAUUCCAGAUAUAUUGCAAUCUUUGAGUUCUAAAAUUACUGUAAAUAAUUAUACGCGUGUCUAGUGUGAUUUGCUGUAUCGAUAUAACUAUUGUUUAGCUCAAAAUAAAUAUAUGUUGUCUCAUUUUACGUGUCUUUGUAAUAAAUACGUUUUAAAUUAUAAA